AUGGUUUCAAUAUAUCAAAAAUACAGUCAGUUGAUCGCCAAGCGUCCACUUGUAACUAAUAUCAUCACAACAGGAUUUCUCUUCGGGUCUGGUGAUUAUUUGGCACAGAAGUUGUACCCUUCGUCCAACAAAUAUGACUACAAAAGAACAUUAAGAGCAACUUUCUACGGAUCAAUCAUAUUUGCUCCAAUUGGUGAUAAAUGGUAUAGGUUCCUUCAUAAAAUCAAUUUUCCUUUUCCAAAGACUAAGGUAUCCCCAUCAGCUAACAAAGUGUUGAAUACACUAAGCAAAGUUGGAGCAGACCAAUUGGUAUUUGCCCCAUUUUUAGGUAUUCCGUUAUAUUAUUCGGUGAUGGCGAUAUUGGAGUUCAAUGAAAAUCCAUUGCAGGUUGCUCGUGACAAAUUACAAGCGCAUUGGUUUAGCACUCUCAAGACUAAUUGGGUAGUAUGGCCUGCUCUACAGCUAUUCAAUUUCGCCUUGAUCCCAGUUCAAUUCAGGCUAUUUGUCGUUAAUGUUUUCAGCAUUGGAUGGAACUGCUAUUUAAGUUCCGUUCUUAAUCAUAAACAUAAUUCCAUGAUUGAAAAUGUAACGGAUGUCGAUAAAGAUGAAAUUUUAAUCUAA
Molecule: messenger RNA, 621 nt
Organism: Debaryomyces tyrocola
Lineage: Eukaryota; Fungi; Ascomycota; Pichiomycetes; Serinales; Debaryomycetaceae
Source: the annotation of a GenBank genome assembly